This is a messenger RNA of Linum tenue, 3990 nucleotides long. The record is from the annotation of a GenBank genome assembly. Lineage: Eukaryota; Viridiplantae; Streptophyta; Magnoliopsida; Malpighiales; Linaceae.
AACCCGACCCAACCCGACCCAUUGCCAUCCCUACCCAGCAAUCACCAGUUGAUUCCUUCUUCUUCUUCAAUGAUUGUUGCGACUAUUGCCGAUUCGAAUAGCUUCUUCCUAUUCCUAAGAACGGAUCAGUUUAUCAGGGCUUCUUACCUGUGAUCUCGGGUUCUCCGUUCGUUGCUUCAUCGUUACAUUGACAACGCCAGGAAGCGUUUAUGGAAGGGGCGGUGCCAAUGAGUGAUGUGGCGGCUUUCCAACCGGAGGCCCUCCAGCUCCCGGAGUUGUCACCGUUGGCCUUGAAGGCUAAUCCUUUCCUUGCCGAGCAACUCUUCUCUCAAUGGCUUUCCCUUCCCGAUACUUCUCGAUUGGUUAAAUCUUUGCUUUCUGCUGCGAAGACUGGGGAACCUUUGAAUGCUAUUGGGAAUUCUAGUAGCACCAAUUCUGGCUCGGGCAGUCCAAUACCGUCCAUGUUUCCUUCUGGCUGCGCUCCUCCACUUUCUCCUCGUAGCGUUUCUGGCUCACCCCGUACUGUGAAACAGAGAGCUGGUCCUUCCUCUUUAGGUUCUCCACUGAAAAUCAUCAGCGAGCCAGUGCGAGAAGUCAUACCUCAGUUUUACUUUAAAAAUGGCCGGCUGCCUCCAGAUGAGACGAGAGAGCGAUGCUUGUUUAAUGUUGAUCAACAUUUUAAUGAUCACAUGGAUGGAUUGCAACAAAAUGAGUUUAAAUUGGUUGCAAAGGAUAUCUGCAAGCUCCCGUCUUUUUUCUCAACUAUAUUGUUUACAAGAAUUGAUGUCAACAGUGUCGGCAUUAUCACAAGGGAUCAAUUUAUGGACUAUUGGGUUAAAGGAAACUUCUUGACGAUGGACUUAGCAACUCAGAUCUACACCAUUCUCAAGCAACCGGAUCGUGGAUACCUUAGUCAGUGCAAUUGGACAGCUGAAACGGUCAUAUACAGAAUAUUUCACUAUGUCAAUAGAUCAGGAACUGGUCAUCUCACCCUCAAGGAACUAAAGCGUUCGAACUUGGUGGCUGCAAUGCAUCAAGUGGAUGAGGAAGAAGAUAUUAACAAAGUUUUAAGGUACUUCUCUUAUGAGCACUUCUAUGUGAUAUACUGCAAAUUCUGGGAGCUCGACACAGACCAUGAUUUCUUAAUUGACAAAGAGAACCUUAUUCGAUAUGGAAACCAUGCUCUUACGUAUAGAAUUGUUGAUAGAGUAUUUUCUCAGGUUGCCCGGAAAUUUAGAAGCAAGGUUGAAGGCAAGAUGGGGUAUGAAGAUUUUGUCUACUUCGUACUCUCUGAGGAGGAUAAGUCUUCUGAACCUGGCAUUGAGUUCUGGUUUAAUUGCAUUGAUCUGGAUGGGAAUGGUGUCCUCACUUCCAAUGAAAUGCAGUUCUUCUAUGAAGAACAGUUGCAUCGAAUGGAGUGCAUGGCACAAGAACCAGUCUUGUUUGAAGACAUAUUAUGCCAGAUUAUUGAUAUGAUUGGGCCUGAGACCGAGGGUUUUGUCACAUUGCGUGACAUGAAAAGGACCAAACUUGCCGGGCACGUGUUCAACAUUCUUUUCAAUCUCAAUAAGUUCAUUGCCUUUGAAAGCCGGGAUCCUUUCCUAAUUCGUCAGGCAAGUGAACGAGAGAAUCCAACUUUGACCGAGUGGGAUCGAUUUGCACAUAGAGAGUAUAUAAGGCUUUCAAUGGAAGAUGACGUAGAAGAUGUGUCGAAUGGGAGCGGAGAUGUGUGGGAUGAAUCCCUCGAGGCUCCCUUCUGAAACCCCCCAUAGAAGUGUUUUUUCACGUGAAGUUGAAGAAUCAUGGAGAAGAUUUGGUAUUGUUCACAUCUCUCACAAAUGCUCUUAAUUCUUUUCUAGUGUUUGCCUGCUCUAUUUAAUUCUUCCCCCUUCAUUUUCUCGAACCUUUUCUUUUGUUAAUAUUACAGCUGCAAUAUCUUAAACAUUAUGGCGAAUUGUAAUUAUCUAGCGGUGGUUUGGAAGUUAUGAUUCUUAGAAUGCAUGUAUUUGAAAGUAAGGAACAAAAUUACAAGGAUUAUAAGAAUACAUUGAAAGAUGUGAAUCAUAAAUUGAGGUAAGUGCAGUUCGAUCACUACCCAAAAUAUCAAGUCCCGGCUUGAAGAUCGCUGUUAUCUUCUCCUGGUCGAACUUUGUCCCAUGCAGCGAUGGUUUCAAGCUCUCGUCUUAUCUACCGACUACCGUUGUUGAACUGCGCUACUCUCUCUUCGUUGGGCACAUGGAAGUACCUGAAGAGAUGUAUAGAGAGGACUACGUCUAUGAGUUGUAUCUUUUCCGUUGUUUUUUUUUUUUUUUAUGAAUAUGUUUUCUGUUGUUGUUAUCGAUCGUCUCUUAAGAUUUUUGGAUAAAGCUGCUAGACAGUUUUUAUGACAAUGUUGUCAAAUCUGGUUUUACCUGUUGAUCCAGCGAAGCAUGCAGAUGAAGGUUCGGCCUGUGCCUGUCCAACUAGCAUCGACUCGGUCCCGAUGGGUUUCGAGAUAUAUGAUCCUCGAUUGUAUAUCGAUCCUUGGCUAAGGGAUGCGAAAUAUUUAACCGAGCAAGUAACACAUCGCUCUCGUGCAAUUUGGCACAACAAUCCGUUCUGGGCAUGAGAGCAUCUUCCGAUGUUCGCACCUCGAGAGCCAUUGGAAUUCUAGACGGCAAAUGAGGAGUUACAAGCUGUGGCAAAUGCCCCAUAUGGUACCAAGUUGAGAAAGAGUUAGUAGUCGUGGUUUUCGAGAAGGCAAGGCGAGGUGAGAAGCCACACCAGAGCGGACAAGAUCUCAGGGGAGCGUAAGGAGUUAGAGUUAGAGUUUGUUUAGUUAUUUAUGUUUAUGAUUACGAGUAUAACUGGAGGUUCAAAGGUUGAGUUUUAUUCACUGUGAUUCGAGGUCGCCCAUGUGUUUAGGGCAUUGCAUUUGAUGUUUUUCUUGGAAAUGAUUAAGUUGUAUUUUAAUUUUUUUGGUUCUUUUAAAUCGGCUCCAGAGCCAUGGUUAUUUCGGUUUGGUUAAAAGUAUCGAGACGUUUCAUUGCACAUGAUUGUAGGUGAUAUGGGACCCAUAUCCACAACAAGUACUAGAGCUGCAUCUUCUUAGACACCUGGAGGAUCACAAGACAUGGUUGUAUAAGGUGCCUUUGAUUUGUUGGCACAUCGUGGAGUGGCACCUGCCGGAUCGAGCGCUAAUGCAAUAUAAAUUGGAGCAACCAAUUCAAGCAUCCCCACCCCAAGGUUUCCGGGAGCUCCAUGAAAUCUACCUUCGUGUCACAAAGCAAAGGAUUGGAUCCGCAAACAUGACUUCUACAUCAAAAUUUGGGAGACUAGAGCUUAGUGGGUGAUCCAAGGUAAUCCGGAGACGAGGCCGAUCGGGUACCACGAUGGAUACAUGAGGUGGUAUCGGAAGUUCACACUUAGAUGAGUUUCAAAGCAAGGUGCUGUGAUGGGUUCUUUGGUUGAAGGAUUAGAGCUUGCCAACCACACUGUCGAGAGUGCACCCACCAUGGAUGAACGUAAUACCUCUAUCUUGCGGAGACUUUUCAACGACCUACUAAGUUCUACCCGAGAGCAAAGGAGGGAUGUCAUAUCAUAUACCUCCCAGCCUGCACCAGCGCAUUCGUCAUUCCGUGAUGAUGAGCGCAUUGUGCCCCCUCUUGAGCCACAUCGGAGGAGAAAACGAAGGGCUCAACCAUACAUUGUGAGCUCCAUCUGAGAGAGCCAACUACACGUUAAUGGUUGGUCCGAAUUGAUGCUCGAAUCUUGCUGGAGAGGUGGACGUUGGCAACGCUUCUUGUCAUGUCCAGGUUGUCUGCACUUGGAGCAACGUUUCGGAUCUCGCCUUGGUCAAGCUGAUUGAUCCAUCUCAUUGUUAAUCCUUUCAGUGCUAGUACGACCCUUGGUGCGCUUUAAGUGCAACAGUGGGAUAAUCAACUUCCCAAUGUGUAGAGGCCAAUAGGAAUAGGUUAGAGUGAAUACUAGUUUUUUAGUAACCAUCGUGAC